Messenger RNA from Nematolebias whitei (Rio pearlfish), 780 nucleotides. RefSeq names its product lens intrinsic membrane protein 2.3 (gene lim2.3). The record is from RefSeq and is a predicted model, not a curated record. The coding region runs from base 121 to 642 and encodes 173 amino acids. The transcript is spliced from 5 exons. Gene Ontology annotation, cellular component: plasma membrane. Gene Ontology annotation, molecular function: structural constituent of eye lens. NCBI's taxonomy places the organism in Eukaryota, Metazoa, Chordata, Actinopteri, Cyprinodontiformes, Rivulidae.
AACAAAACUUUCCUGCCAUCCUGGACAAUAUCGGGCUCCUCUGCGCUUAGGCCACUCAGAGCAUUGGAUUCUCUGACUUUUUCUAAAGAGAAAAAACACGAUAAAGUAUAUUUUGGCAGGAUGUACAGCUUCAUGGGAGGUGGGUUGUUCUGCGCCGGAGUGGGGAACAUACUCCUGAUUGUCUCCACGGCAACGGACUACUGGAUGCAGUACCGUCACUCCAGCAGCUACAUGCACCAGGGCCUGUGGCGGUACUGCGUGCCCGGGAAAUGCAUGACGCACACAGACAGCAUCGCCUACUGGGAUGCCACCCGGGCCUUCAUGAUUCUGUCCCUGCUGGCCUGUUUCCUCGGCAUCGUGAUCGGCAUCAUGGCCUUCGUCCACUACUCCUCCUUUGACGGCUUCGACAAGACCUUUGCAGCCGGGAUCCUCUUCUUCAUCUCCUGCUUCUUCGUGCUGCUGGCGAUGGCUGUCUACACCGGAGUGACCGUGAACUACUAUGGGAAACGCUAUGGCAGCUGGCGGUUCUCCUGGUCCUACAUAAUGGGCUGGGUGGCGGUGGUGCUCACAUUUUUCUCAGGUAUCUUCUUCAUGUGUGCCUACCGGAUGCACGAAUGCCCCAGAAACUCCAACACACGCUGACCUGCCCUACAUCCUCCCAACCAGCUCGAAGAACAACCCGACCUCAUGAACACCUGGAUCAGAGGACCUGUGUCCACGCAACUUUCCAAACACUUUAUGUAAACACGGAUAUCCACAAAUCAACUAAAUAAACGGAGA